Molecule: messenger RNA, 1024 nt
Organism: Pieris brassicae (large cabbage white)
Lineage: Eukaryota; Metazoa; Arthropoda; Insecta; Lepidoptera; Pieridae
Product: elongation of very long chain fatty acids protein AAEL008004-like
Exons: 6
Coding region: 87-977 (296 amino acids)
Biological process (GO): fatty acid elongation, saturated fatty acid; fatty acid elongation, monounsaturated fatty acid; sphingolipid biosynthetic process
Cellular component (GO): endoplasmic reticulum membrane
Molecular function (GO): fatty acid elongase activity
Source: RefSeq, a predicted model, not a curated record
GAAUUCAUUGUCUCUUUUUAUUUAGACGUGAUCGGUCGAAUAAGUGUAAUUGUACAAAUUCAUAUCAAUAUUAGCGAUAUAUUAAAAUGGCGACUUUGAUUGGGAAAUUAUUCAACGGGUAUCAUUAUUUAUUUGUUGAAAUAUCUGAUCCCAGAACAAUACAAUGGCCGCUGAUUGGAAAACCUUAUUUAGGACUUGGAUUAUUGGCAUUAUAUCUUCUAUUUGUAAUGAAAUGGGGACCAAACUGGAUGGAGAAAAGAAAAGCCUUCAAUUUAGAACGAAUCCUUAUUGCUUAUAACGCUCUACAAGUGAUACUAUGUUUAUAUGUUUUUGUGACCGGGGUGAAAAUUUGGUCUACUUAUAAAUUGAUAUGCGAGCCAACAGAUUUUUCAAAUUCAGAAUCUGGAUUGAAGGCAGCUAAAAUAGUAUAUUGCUAUUUUUUACUGAAAGUCUUUGAUCUACUUGAUACGGUAUUCUUUGUUUUACGUAAGAAGUUCAAUCAAGUAUCUUUUCUUCACGUCUAUCACCACACAGGAAUGGUGAUACUUACAUGGGCUGCCACAACGUACUAUCCAGGCGGUCACGGCACGAUGGUUGGAUUGCUUAAUUCAUUCGUACACGCCGUUAUGUACUCAUAUUACCUGCUCACAGUGGCUUACCCAAAUUUGAAGGGCUCCCUAUGGUGGAAGAAGUACAUCACACAACUACAAAUUCUUCAAUUCCUAAUCAUGGUUGUUCACAUGAGUUGUAUCGUGUUCAUACCAGAUUGUGGCUAUCCUCGCUGGACCUCAGCUGUGUUCCUGCCGCAGAAUCUUUUCAUGCUCAUUCUGUUUGUAGACUUCUAUAUUAAAACUUAUAUAAGAAAACCAAAAACAGAAACCAAGAAAGAGAAAGUUGAGAAGAAAAUUGAAAAUACUGAAAUGCGACGCUUAAUCGAAUCGCGGCAUGUUAAAGAAAAUCUAAACUCUCGUUCGUAACAGUAAAUACAUGUAUAUUAUUAAAAUAAAUAAAAAAAUAAACGCUC